UUGUUUGAGAAGAAUAUUCCGAUAAAAGGACACUGUACAUGUCCAAUUGGAAAAUGUGGUGUGUGUUGUCAUAUCAUAGCUUUAUUGAUGUUUUUAGAACAUUACAGUAAGACAAAAACGACUAUCUUUGCUUUAUCAUGCACCGAAAAGCUCCAAAAAUGGCAUAGAAAAGGACUAAGAGCAGGAAUAGCAACUAAGGCAUCACACAUUUCCUUGAGAUCCGAAGAGAACGAAGAAAAUGCAAUAGAGGAAGAAAAAGGAAUGCAAGAAAGGAACGAAAGAUUGAUACUGAGAAUAUUGAUACAAAUGAUUUUUUUAAACGAGAUAUUGAAAUGAUGUCCCAAAAAGUAAAAGUAGGAUUAGACAAAGAAAAGCUACACUCACAUUUUUACAAAACACUUAUGAAACAUAAAAUGAUGUCAACUGGGCUUUCUAUGGAGCUUCAUUACAGAAACUCAUGGAGAGCAAGGGUUGUAUUUAUGGAUCAUGAUUACUGCCAAAAUGUGAAUAACUUGUUUGAUAACAGCAUCCUAAUAACUCAAGGCAAUGUACACAGUCAGGUCAGGCCUGAAAGCAGCUUACCUUCUAAUGAAAAUGAGGAAGAGCUAAUAAGUGAUCUAAAUGCUGACAAAGAAGUGCCAAUAGUGCAAGACCAAAAAAUGAUGUAUGAAAAUAAACGUGAGAUGUUGGAUCUCCAAAAAUCUUUCAAUGCAGCAGAAACAAAAACAGGGACCUAUGAAAUUAGACUUCCAUCAUACAAGCGUGUGCAGCCUUGUGGCUUCAAUUACAUAGCUGUUACACAGGGAACAAAUGAAUGGCAUUCUUUAAGAAUUGGUGUUAUUACGGCUAGUAAACUACCAAGUUUAUUGGGAUUUUGUGGACAUAAGCAAUUCAAUGAAGCAUGGUUUUGCAUUCACAAUAAAGUUGACGAGAGCACCCUGACCCCAAAAAGAUUCAAGAACUUCGAAAGAGGUGUAGAGUUUGAACCAAAGGCAAUUGAACACUUUGAGGAAAUGACAGGUGUGCCUGUUUCAAAAUCUGGAUACUUUCAUCAUCCCUUUGAUAGAAGGUAUGGUGCCAGUCCAGAUGGCCUGGCACAAACAUUUUUGGUGGAGGUCAAAACAANGUGGUCUACAGUAGUUAAUAGGCACCAGACAAAAUUUCUAAGCAAGUUUGUGAUGAUGCUAUACUCAGUAGACAGCAUUAUUGGGAGAAAUUAG
This is a messenger RNA of Exaiptasia diaphana, 1220 nucleotides long. RefSeq lists its product as uncharacterized. NCBI's taxonomy places the organism in Eukaryota, Metazoa, Cnidaria, Anthozoa, Actiniaria, Aiptasiidae. The transcript has 2 exons. Bases 333 to 1220 code for a protein of 295 amino acids. The record is from RefSeq and is a predicted model, not a curated record.